GGCCAAUUCACCCAAUCACCCUGCAGAAUUAAGCUUCCAGAUCCCCCUAAGUAUUCGGGAAGGAAAUCGUCAGAGAACUUUGAAACAUGGUUCAUGAAUCUCCAAAUUUGAUUGGACUAUAACAACUUCACCAAUGAUAAGGACAAAAUUCGGCAGGCCAACUCUCACCUGGAAGGAGAAGCUGCUCUAUAUAUGAAGGAGUAUGCAAUCAAGCUCUCAUCCGGGCAACCCAUCGGCACAUGGGCAGAAUAUACAAGGAAGUUGGAAAUGGCUUACAAGACACUGGACCCCAAGCGCACGGCCCAGUCACAGCUAGAUGCGCACUGCACAAUUCGCCACAAGACAAUGAUCGCUUUUGCGAAGAAUUUCAGGGCUUACGCACCUGAAUUAGGUUACUCUGACGAAGAUUUGAUCGUCAAAAUCAGGGAACAACGGUUGCUACAUAUCCAAACAGUAAUGUCAGUCACAGAGACGCUGGACCCCGCCAAGAUCCCAACGGAUUGGAUGGGUUAUCUCGAAUUCUGUCUAAAAAUC
Messenger RNA from Laetiporus sulphureus 93-53, 534 nucleotides. RefSeq lists its product as uncharacterized. The transcript has a single exon. NCBI's taxonomy places the organism in Eukaryota, Fungi, Basidiomycota, Agaricomycetes, Polyporales, Laetiporaceae. The annotation marks the transcript as partial. The record is from RefSeq and is a predicted model, not a curated record.